AUGAGUCUCCUCAAAGAACGUAAGCCAAAGAAACCUCAUUACAUCCCAAGACCGCCAGGAAAGCCAUUUAAAUAUAAGUGCUUUCAGUGUCCCUUUACUUGCAACGAGAAAUCCCAUCUUUUUAACCAUAUGAAGUAUGGUCUCUGCAAAAACUCAAUUACUUUAGUAUCAGAGCAGGAUCGCAUUAUCAAGUGUCCAAAGACCAAUUCCUUGGAGCCCAAACAGAUAAAUCAGCUAGAAUCUACAGUUAAACCGACGUCUUCUAAAUCUAUCACAAAUGGACUAUCAAAUCUCGAUUCAAAGCCUCAAUACCCUUUUGCGAAGGAAGACGCCAAGGAAAAUGUUGAAUUACAAAACCAGGCAACAAACACGUCAAUUCAAGGACAAAAACCUGCAAUUCAGAAGGAAUUAACUCCUGCCAGUUCUACAACAGAAAGUGCCAUCAGCAUGCAGCCCCUUUUGGACAGCAUUGUAAGGCCCUCAGCUUUUAUUCCUGUAGGAGAACACAGAGAUAGUAAAGGCCCAGAAGCGAAUGAAGUAUCUGAAAUUAUAUCCCUCUCUAACAAAAGUUCACCUUUUCACGCUAAAUCUGCAUUUCAUGCACCAAAUCACCCAUGGAAAGCAGGUUCUCCUUUUCUCCCAGAGUUUCCACACAAAGUUGCUCCUACAAAAGGUUUCGGCUCUAUUUCACCUUAUAUGCAACCAAUGAUUCCAGAGUACUCACCCCAUUUUUAUGAACACAGGCUGGCUAUCUAUGCACCUUACUUACUUCCAGGUAAUUCAGAGUGUGAAAGCUCUGCUCUGUCUGUCUAUGGCACACAAGAGCAAAGACACUUUAUUCCCCACGCUGGGCCACUUCCAAAACCGAUAAACCCAUCAGCAUAUGAACACUAUCGAUUGUUCCAACAAUAUCACUCCACUCCUCCAAUACCAUAUGGAUUUUGUAGACCAACAGAUCCUCCAUUUUACAGAUUUUCACACGUAGCUGGUAUCAACAGAGAUCAAAAUUCUCAUCUAAUGGAAGAAACUACCUUGCUGUAUCCGGCUUCUUUAAGUCCAUCCCAACAAUACCCUCUAAGCUCACAUAAAAAACAAACAGAUUACGAAAAGGAAAUGACAUUGUUGCAUGCCAAAAGUCAUUCCAAAGAUGACCAAAAUGAAAGAGAGAACGCUAAAAUGAGCCCUCUUGCAGGAAGCGCGGCAACAGGCUCCCCUGGUAGACCUAGCCCAACCAACUUCACUCAGACAAGCCACACUUGCGAAGGUUUAUUUGACCUCUCUAACAAGUCAUCUGCCACAUCGCUUGGCAAGUAUGAUCAACCAGAAGAAAACUUCACAGCUUUCAGACCUGUCAGAAAAAGCACCGAUCAACCACCUCUACUUCAAAGCACGCAGACCCAGCAAGAUGGAGGAGAUUCACCUACCAGCAUUAAUGUCACCGAUGAAGAUUCAUAUGUACCGAACGAAUGCCAUAACAAUGAGGGUUCACUGUCCAACACCGAAGACGACACAGGGAUAGCGCCCCUCAAUCUUUCAAAGAAGCCCGACACAAACACAGGACCUGCUCAUGAACAUGCAUACAAAAGCACUUCCAAAGCAGAAAGCCAAAAUUUUCUAGAACUGCAAGACAUGCCUCUGAAUCUCUCAGUAAAAGACUCCUGUAACACUGGAAGCCUGAAAACUGCAUUCCACAGUCCAGCUCAUGAAAACGGUGCUGCUACUUCUCCAAAACCCGAAAAUGAAAAUUCCAUGGCAGACGCAUGUAACCCCAAGAACCCUAUUAACAGUGCCGGUGACAAAUGUUCCUUCACAGCUCACCGUAAUGAAGCCCAAGACUUGAGAAUUAUUGACAGUUGUGAUGAACAGAAGCAAACAGCAGCGGUAGCUCUCUGCCAGCUGGCCGCAUACAGCCCUAGCAAAGCCAGAAUGGACAACGAAGGGCAGAGUCCUCAGGACUGUAAUACUUCAUGUACAGAAGCUACUCGUAAUUCUUCCGAAGCUCAGGAUACUCAAAGCAAUCAAAAAGUGAAAGGACAAAAAAGGACAAAUCAAAAAGAAUCAACAAAAUCACAGCAAGGCACUAAAAGAGUAAGGCCAAAUGACUGUAGCAGAGUCUUCACUUUAAGGAAGAGAACAAGAGUGUCAUAA
This is a messenger RNA of Struthio camelus australis, 2148 nucleotides long. RefSeq names its product zinc finger protein 750 (gene ZNF750). The record is from RefSeq and is a predicted model, not a curated record. Gene Ontology annotation, cellular component: nucleus. Lineage: Eukaryota; Metazoa; Chordata; Aves; Struthioniformes; Struthionidae. Gene Ontology annotation, biological process: epidermis development; positive regulation of transcription by RNA polymerase II. Gene Ontology annotation, molecular function: promoter-specific chromatin binding; DNA-binding transcription activator activity, RNA polymerase II-specific; RNA polymerase II cis-regulatory region sequence-specific DNA binding.